Messenger RNA from Vigna radiata var. radiata (mung bean), 1179 nucleotides. RefSeq lists its product as uncharacterized. The transcript has a single exon. The record is from RefSeq and is a predicted model, not a curated record. The coding region runs from base 1 to 1179 and encodes 392 amino acids. NCBI's taxonomy places the organism in Eukaryota, Viridiplantae, Streptophyta, Magnoliopsida, Fabales, Fabaceae.
AUGAAACUUCCUCCUGGCUUCCCCCAUAAUGAUCAAAAUCAAUUGUGCAAACUUCAAAGAUCUCUAUAUAGGCUCAAGCAAGCUGGACGACAAUGGUAUGAUAAACUUUCUAGUUUUCUUUUAUCUAAUAAUUAUACACGUUCUAAUGUUGAUCAUUCUCUUUUCCUGAAACAUGAUACUUGCCACAUCACUGCCAUCUUAAUCUACGUCGAUGACAUUGUUCUUGUGGGCAACAACGCCACUGAGAUACAAAAUAUCAUAAAUUCUCUUGAUAGUCUUUUCCACAUCAAAAACCUUGGCGAUCUCACUUACUUUCUUGGCUUGGAAGUGGCUUGGAACAUCUCUGGUAUCCACCUCAGCCAACACAACCCUUCAUCUUCUCACAGAAGCUGGAAUGCUAAAUUGUGCCCCAUGCCAACUCCCAUGGCACAUUCUUCACGUCUUACUAGUCAAGGUGACCUCCUCAAUGAUGAAGAUGCCUCCUCCUACCGAAGACUCAUUGGUCUCCUCAUAUAUCUCACAAAUACCAGACUUGACAUCACAUUCUCAGUUAAUAAUCUCAGCCAAUUUGUCUCCUCUCCUAUUACCCUUCAUCAGCAAGCUGCUCACCGCAUCCUUAGAUAUCUCAAGGGGAGUCCUGGCAAUGGCAUUCUCCUCCACAACAACAAUACCAAUCAGCUCAAAGCCUACAGUGAUUCUGACUGGGCCACUUGCCCCGAAUCCAGAAAAUCUAUUACUGGUUACUCCAUCUACUUCGGCAAUUCUAUCAUCUCUUGGAAAUCCAAAAAGCAACAGACCGUUUCCAAAAGCUCUGCAGAAGCUGAAUAUCGGGCUCUUGCCACUAUCACCUGUGAGCUACAAUGGUUAACCUACAUUCUUCAUGACCUUUGCAUCCUCGCCGUCCAACCUGCUCUUAUCUACUGCGACAAUCGCUCCGCUAUCCAGAUUGCUUCUAAUCAAGUCUUCCAUGAAUGCAACAAACACAUAGAAAUAGACUGCCACAUUGUCAAGGAUAAACUCAACGAUGGCCUUCUCAAACUGCUCCCUAUUUCCACCACUGAACAAGGAGCGAAUCUCUUCACCAAACCCCUUGCUCCUGCUGUUUUUAAAUACCUUCAUUCCAAGCUGGGAAUGACUAAUAUCUACUCCCAGCUUAAGGGGGAUGAUAACAUUAGUUAA